AUGGCGGCCUGGUCGGCUGCACCUUGUAUUGAUAUUGGAUUCUCGGCAUCAGCUAUUCAGUCUUCGUUUUUCCGUCCGGGGCCGUUCAAGGAGGACGUCGAUGUCAUUGGUGCGCAGGCAUUUCGCUCCUUGGAGCCCGAUACCUCGUUGCUGGAAGUCACAUUGUCAAUAAGCGGUAACAGCCACGCUGUCGCCCACGUGAUGCGGGAAGGCAGCACACUCGUCUAUUUUGGCGUAUUGGUUGGACCGCCUAUUGCGCAGAGUGCAUUGGUCGUCAGAUCUCUGAGGAGUAACCCGCAGUGCUCACUGCAGCGGAAUACAGCCUCCGGUCCUGUAUUCCUUCGCUGCGCGAAUUGGGAGUUCCUCAUCCGACAUGCAGCUCAAGAGCAAUCGUUGCAGGUGGCUGAUAAGCGCCGUAUGUGGAAACUGUGGAUCAUGGGAGGCAUGGCAGCCGCGGCCGUAGCUGCGUCGGCUCGGCUCAUUUGGAAGGGAUACACGAAGGACAAUGUUCUCGGUUCAUUAAUAUGGAAUACCGCUUAUGAUGCACUUCCUGAACGAGUCAAACGAGCGUUGCUGGGUGCCCACGCUUGGAGAACGGGGAAAAAAAAAAUAAAGGAGAGGCAGCUAAAAAAACGAGUCGGUAGUGCGCUGUUCCAUCAGGACGAUGACGAUGUCUCGAGGGAAACCAAGGGAUUCGCUGCCGAGGGGCUAAUCACGGUUGGUUCGCUGCGUAGAAAAAGCGUUCUGACCCGCCAGGCGGGUCUUCGUCUCGAAGACAAUACUUCUGCUGGGGUGGUUGCAGAGUUUUCAGAACGAUUUGCUAGUCGCUCACGAUUAGUAGUAUUCGAACAAGUUGACAUCAUUACAAUGUUCCACCGGUGCAGAGCUCAUCACGUCGGCAUUCGCACGAGCAGAAAACUGACUACUCAUGGCUGCUGCCCUCGUGAGUACGCAGAAUGGUCACAGGGCCACAUUUUAGCGUAA
Besnoitia besnoiti is the source of this 984-nucleotide messenger RNA. RefSeq lists its product as uncharacterized. Lineage: Eukaryota; Apicomplexa; Conoidasida; Eucoccidiorida; Sarcocystidae. Bases 1 to 984 code for a protein of 327 amino acids. The transcript has 5 exons. The record is from RefSeq and is a predicted model, not a curated record.